This is a messenger RNA of Mytilus trossulus (common blue mussel), 1825 nucleotides long. RefSeq lists its product as uncharacterized. Lineage: Eukaryota; Metazoa; Mollusca; Bivalvia; Mytilida; Mytilidae. The transcript has 7 exons. Bases 182 to 1798 code for a protein of 538 amino acids. The record is from RefSeq and is a predicted model, not a curated record.
UCUCUUUCACUUAGCUGGUGGUAGCAGCGUUUUCUAUCGUUUUAUGUAACGAACAACUGAGAAGUUACGUAAUGAACUGAAAUCUGCUUGUCAUUAACGCUCGCUAAUUAACAAGUGUAGAAGACAGCCAAGAACCAGCUUGAUUAAAUAAUAUUCUUAUAUGUAGUGUAAACAUAUUGAAAUGGUUAUCAACAAUAUUUUCAAAAUAUUUCAUUUUCCGGCAUGCAUUUUUUUCUUUAUGUGGAAAGUAGGAUUUUGUCAAGUAAAUCUACCAACAUUCAAUUACGAAGAUUGCCAAUUGAUGGGAGCUUCUUAUACAUAUAAGAACUAUGUCAUAUGCAAUUGGAUUGACUUUUCUCCUCAGCAACAUAGCACGGGUCACUGUGGAAUGUUUGAUUACGCAUGGGUACCUGAUAGUGGUGCAGAUCAUAUUUUACACCAGUUAGCGUUACAAAGGGGAUCUUCGAGCGGGGCUAUAUACCAUAUUGGAUACACAUUAAAUUACACAACACCCACACAGUACACAGUUAUAGACGUAAAUGGAAAGCCGCAGUCUUAUUCGGCGUUUUCUGACGCAAUGGACCCGAAUAAUACAUGUGUUGCCUUCAUUGAUGGACAUUGGGAUGACAUACCUUGUACGCUUUACAGGGAAGCCUUCUGCUCUUUAGUUAUCAAAUUCGACUAUGGCGACUGUAGGGAAAAUGGAGUUUCAUACACAUCCGGGUUAAAACUAUACUGUUAUUGGAUUGAUACUACUCUUGGAACGGCUGUAGGUGCAUGUGGACUGGACUAUUCCAUUAUUCCAAAUCUUGAAGCACAGAGAGUGGUUAAUUGGCUAAUGAAAAUACGAAGCCUAACAACUUUAGGGACUUACUAUAUAGGAUAUGUAGAAAACACAGGUGGAGUGGAAACCCAUCAAGGAGUGACACAAGACUGGACGAAUUGGGAUCCUUUGGAAACCCAGUUGAUAAUUACAAAUUGUAUCACCAUUUCGCAGCCCUAUGGUUUAUGGAAACAUUCUUUAUGUUCAUCACUGCGUAUGUCAAUUUGCUCAACAGUAACAGAAAUCAUACCAUGUCAAACACCAAUCGUGAACAGCGGAUCAACGUUGAUAAGUCAAACUGGAGAUAUGUAUGGUGACACGUGUCAUUACACAUGUGACAUGGGACACGCGUUGGUGUAUGGGAAUCUGACGAGAACUUGUCUAAUCGAUGGUACAUGGGAUAGUAGCUCACCAGUUUGUGAAGAAAUACUAACGUCUCAAGCAACAACAGACAUAGUAUCAACAGCCAACACAAUUUCAACAGCUGAAUCAACAACAGCCAAACCAUCAAUAGCCCAAACAUCAACAGCUGGAUCAAUAUCAAACGACAUGUUAACAUCAACUGUGCAUCAACAGGUUUCAACUGCAACAAACAUGGUCAUAAGUACGACCUCUAAUCAUGAUAUCCCAGAAACAACCUUGACAGAAACAAUAACCUACAACCAAGAAAUAACGGAAACUACUACGGGUGUAAUUUCCAGAACAACAAAUGGUCUUUGCAUAUGCACAUGUUCUUUAUCUUUAAACAUAACAAUAAAUAUUGAACAGAGAAUUAAAGAAUUAAAAAAGCUGCUGGAAGUGGACAAAGACGUAUUAUCGUCUACAAUCCGCCGCCUUACUUGCGCGGACGACCCACGACCGUCGUCGGCUUACAUUGGAUAUACUGGAGCUUUGAUUAUUGUUGCUGUGUUCUCUUUAAUCAUUAUCAUUGAUAUAGUUAACAUAUAUGUGUUUUUCAAGACAUUACGAACGUGAUUUAGAAUAAAAAGUCUGAAGGUUUUU